Molecule: messenger RNA, 4060 nt
Organism: Salmo salar (Atlantic salmon)
Lineage: Eukaryota; Metazoa; Chordata; Actinopteri; Salmoniformes; Salmonidae
Source: RefSeq, a predicted model, not a curated record
GGCAAUACAAUGCAAAUUGUGGAACGCCAUAAAAUCUCAACGAAGAAGAAGCAGAGCACCAUCAUUUCCGCAAACAUUUAAAUUGCUGGUAUUAGCUGUCGAAAUCACUGAGGUAUAAUAAGAACCUUACAUAUUUUUUUGAGAUUCAUGAAUCUUUUAAGAACUGUUAGCUUGCAGCAAUGUUGAUUAACGAGGCUUUUCAGAGACAAUUAUCUACCAUUGUCGAGGUAUUAGUUGCAGCGGCAGUUGCGGAGAUGGGCAGACUCCUCGAUGAGUGCUCUGCUGCUGUUAUGCCUCUAAAGUUGGUCCAGCAGAAUGAGGAAAGUAUUUUGCUGAAGAGUAGGCUUCAACGUGUGAACAAAACCAAGACAAGACAAUUUUCAUCAUUCAUGAUGAUGUUGGGUAAAACAUCAUUGGAAAAAAUGGCCAUUAAGGUGAUCAUGGUCGAAAGGGAGAAGACUGCCACAGGCAUGAGCGCCCAGAGGCGUGUCAGUCGGGCAAGGGGGACAGAGGAAGGAGCACCGAGAGGGGACAGUCUUCAUUUCCACAACUACUGCACUGACCCUGUCUCUGAGAGUGCUCAUCAAGAGGAGGAUGACUUUAACCCCCAGACCUCACCUGCCUCAGAGACACAAGAUGACCAGAGAAACACGGAGCCAAACUCAGGCAGGAAUGGAGAAGAUGCCCAGUGUGGAGGGGAAUCUAUUGGAGAUGUGGUAUUGCUCUCUGAAUUUGAUCAUCAAGAGGUAGUUCACCUUAAUCCCCAGCUCUCACCUUCAUCAGACCCAGAGAAACAAGACAGACAGCCCUCAAACACGGAGCCAAACCCAGGCAGGAUUGGAGAAGAUGUCCAGAAUGGUGAUUCUUCAAAUACAGACCAAAAUUCAGAUGCAAGUGAUGCCAGAGCAGUGAAGGUGCCCUUCAUUUGCGACUUUUGUGGAAAGUAUUUCAAUUGGAGAUGCACUUUUAAAGCCCACCGUAAUCAUCACACCAAACCCUUUAGCUGCCCACAGUGUGGGAAAGGUUUUGGUACGAAGAAUGGGUGUAAUAAUCAUCUCUUGGUUGUGCAUUCUACAGACAAGCCCUUCAAAUGCACAGAUUGUAGGAAGAAGUUUGCUUUGAGAAAAGCUUUCGUCAAACAUAGGGUUCUCAAUCCAACUCUGCACACCUGCACAACAUGUGUGAAAUCGUUCUGUGGGGAACGUACGCUAAAACGGCACAACUUCAGUGAUCACCCGGAAAAGGCAUACAUCUGCUCUUUGUGUCCAAAAACCUUUCGAUCAUGGCCAAUAUGGAAGCGUCAUAAGGCAGAGCACUCGGAGAAGAAGUAUUGCUGUGAAACCUGUGGCAAGCUUUUCUGUUCAUUUUCAUCCUUAUCUUGUCAUCAGAGAACAAUUCAUAGAUGUCAUUAGAAAAGGCCAUGUUAGUCUAGAAAAAGCUUUUGCAUGUCGUGUAUGUGAGAAAUGUUUCAUUUGCACGCACUCUGAGAUCAUCUGACCAUCCAUACCGGAGUAAAACAUUUUAGUCUUUCAACCAGUCUUAAAGAUCAUAUGACUACAUACUGGAGAGAAACCUUUUGUCUGUGGUUUAUGCGGUAAGAGUUACUGUCGGGAAAGCCAGCUCAAAGCACAUGCUCUUGCCCAUACCAGAGAGAAACCAUUAGUCUGUGAUGUAUGCGGCAAGCGUUUCCAUCUCCCACGCUCUUUUGAAAGACAUAAAACCACCCACACUGGACAAAAGCCUGUCUGUAAUUCAUGUGGCAAAUGCUUCAGGGGUGCAAGUGCUCUCAAACGUCAUAUGGCCAUCAUCCAUACCAGGCAAAGAGACCACCGGUACGCCUGUGAUGUUUGUGGCAAACAUCUCCCUGAUGCAGCUAGGCUCAAAUGGCAUAUGUUCAGUAACGCAGGCAAUCUCAAAAGACACAAGCUGUCUCACACAGGGCAGAAAUUGUAUGUUUGUAAUACUUGUGGUAAAGGUUUUACCCGUUCAACAACCCUUAAGAUACAUCAACGCAGUCACACUGGUGAAAAGCCUUACUUGUGUGAUAUUUGUGGGCAAGGCUUCACCUCGCAUGCCUACGUCAAGAAACACAAGAUGAUUCACCUGCCAUCUCAACGUCAUUCAAGACCGCAGAACACUGGGCCAAAGUCACAUGUCUGCAGCUACUGUGGUAAAGGCUUCUGUUACAGAUCUGUGUUGGAUCAGCACAUGCGCACUCACAUAGGAGAAAAAACAUUCAACUGUCUCAUUUGUGGGAAAUGUUACAUGUUUAAGGCUACUCUUGAAAUACACAUGCGCAGUCACAUGGGAGAGGCCAUUCAAAUGUCGCAAUUGUGGGAAAGGGUUCAUGUGUAAGAAUACUCUUGUAAUACACAUGCAUACUCACACAGGGGAGAGACCAUAUGCUUGUAAUGAAUGUGGCAAGAGUUUCUCCCAGAGUAGUCAUGUAGUAUCUCACCAGCGUGUGCACACUGGUGUCAAAGCAUUUGUGUGCAAAAAAUGUGGGAAUGCCUAUGCCUGUAGCCGAAAUCUGAAAGUUCAUAAGUGCAAGUUCAACCAGAAAACAGUCCAUGGACAGAAUGUACAGGAUCACUGAAGAAAACUGCUCACAUGAUCACUCUGCAUAAUAGGAUUGGCUUACUUCAUAGAUGUUCAGUUUCAUAUGAUGGAGGAAAGACUUGGGUAUACCUUUUUAAAACCUCUUAGAUGUUCUGGUACCGCUUCUUACCGUCAUGAUCACUUCUAAAUCGAUCUGUGGACACCGUAGAUCUUAAUGGCUUGCAUUGAGCGAUAGCCCUGGUUCCCACGGACGCAGUAGUAUUUUCUGAACCUGUGACGUAGGAUGUGAAAUCUGAAAGGACUUAAAGCUGGCAUGUUUUUCCUACCAUUUCAUUAGCUCGUCUAAUUGUCCUGUCUGAGUCCCACAUCGCAGCCAUUGACAAAGCACGUGGCUGCAAUCAUUACAUCGUAAUGCCGCAGGAGAGAGUGGUUUCGUCAGGGUAGCAGAGAUCGAUUUAUAGCAAUUAAUCUAAAAAAAUUCACAUUUUUAAAUACACUUUCUGUUUGUCAUCGAUGGACAAGCUAGAGCUCUGAGACGUUCACAGCGAUGGGGGCAGACAUUUUGAUCAAGAGACCUUAAGAAAAUAUUCACAUUUUCUGUAACUAAACAUACAAAUAUAUAUUUUAGUUAUAUGGAAUGUGAAAUCUUAGUUGUAUUUGAUUUUGUUAUAUUUAGAAAGUGUAUAUAAGCCAUUUCAAGACUUAUUCAUACAGUUUUGUUGAAUUGGAAAUGCAUAAAAUAUUUCAUUUUCUUAGGAAGAAAUUAAUUUGUUCAAAACUGUUACAUUUUCUUUCUCUGAGUCAACUACUCAACACAUUUAAUGCAGUUCUAGCUAGCUGUAGCUUAUGCUUUCAGUACUAUAUUAAUUAUCUGAUCCUUUGAUUGGGUGGAGAGCAUGUCAGUUCAGGCUGCAAGAGCUCUGAUAGGUUGGAGGACGUCCUCUGGAAGUUGUCAUAAUUACUGUAAGUUUAUGGAAGGGGGUGAGAACCAUGAGCCUCCUAGGAUUUGUAUUGAAAUCAAUGUACUCUGAGGAGGACGGAAGCUAGCUGUCCUCCGGCUACACAAUGGUGCUACCCUACAGAGUGCUGUUGAGGCUAAUGUAGACCUUAUUUCCAAAAGUGUUUUAAUCAAUUACUUUAUAUUUAGUAUUAGUUUUAUCUAAGAAGGGUAACUGUUUAAGUGUUUUAGCAUUUGUAUGAAAUUCACUGGGGAUAUGUCUCCUCUUCCUCCUCUGAGGCGCCUCCACUGUUUAAGACAGGCCUUUUCAAGGCUCUCUUGAGUCCUAAUUGUAUUAUUUUCUGAUGUUUUGGGGGUAUGAUGAAAAAUGUAUUUUUUUGCAGCAGCACUGUGCAAAAGAUAAGAUCAACACCUGGUUAAAUUAAGGGAUAUAUUUCUUAAUUUUCGUUUGAAACGAAUACACAGAAGAAAAUUAAACAUCUUUGGUAUUUAAGUGUUGAUCCCAUGUUUCAAUGGCAGAAAUAAAAGAUCCUAGACAUUUUC